CAAUAAUUGAUUAAAAAAAGAAAGAAAAAAUUUUAAAAAAAAAUUUGUUACCAGACAAAACGAAACGUGAAAAUGAUGAUGCUUUUCAACAGGAAGCCAAGAGGAGCCUCCCCUUCAUCUUCUCCAGUCAUGGCUUCUUUCUCGGCUCUCUUCCAACCCCAACUCCACCCCUUCCCUAACCCUAAUCUCAUCCACAGGUACACCAUUCCUCUGCGCACCCAAACCUUAAGCACCUCCUCCGUCCCUCACUCAACCCCCAACUCCGAGACCAACCAAACUUCCUCCCCCUCCUCGGCCCCGCCUCCUCAAUCUCCAGAACCUCCUUCUCCUAAGAAGUCCUUCGCUGUGGCCACGGGCGAGCUCUUCUUGGGUUUGGCGUCUAGGAUUAUCAAGCGGCCCAAUGGAGGCCCAGACGGCAAGGCGGCCUCGUCGGUCGCCAUGUUUGAGAGCUCUGGGAAGAAUUACUUGGACGAGAGAAUUGGCAAGGUGAUGGAGGAUGAGAUUGAGCCAGAUGUUGUUUGGGAGCAGCGCGUUAAGGAUGUGGAGGCUGAGAAAGAACGGCGUGUGGUUACUAGUCCCGGCUUUAGUUUUUCUGCUGCGGGGCUUCUUUUCCCUUAUCAUCUAGGCGCUGCUCAGUUCCUUAUUCAAAAUGGUUAUAUCAAGGAAACCACACCAUUAGCCGGUUCCUCUGCAGGUGCCAUUGUCUGUGCUGUGAUUGCCUCUGGAGCCAGCAUGGAAGAGGCCUUACAAGCUACCAAAAUACUGGCUGAAGAUUGCCGGAACAGAGGGACUGCAUUUCGACUUGGGGCUGUUCUCCGAGAUGUUCUUCAAAAGUUUUUGCCUGAUGAUGCUCAUAUUAGGUCUAAUGGGAGGGUUCGAGUUGCAGUAACACAGCUUCUAUGGAGACCGAGGGGUUUAUUGGUGGAUCAGUUUGACUCUAAGGAGGAUCUCAUUGAUGCAGUUUUUACUUCUUCCUUUAUUCCAGGAUAUCUUGCACCAAGACCAGCAACGAUGUUCCGGAAUCGGCUUUGCAUUGAUGGGGGCUUGACAUUAUUUAUGCCACCAACAUCUGCAGCACAGACGGUACGUGUUUGUGCUUUCCCUGCCAGUCGAUUAGGAUUGCAAGGAAUUGGGAUCAGUCCAGACUGUAAUCCUGAUGAUAGGGCCACCCCUCGACAGCUUUUCAAUUGGGCACUUGAGCCAGGAGAAGAUGAUGUUCUUGAUCGGCUCUUUGAGCUUGGAUAUCAAGAUGCAGCUGUAUGGGCUAAGGACAACCCGGUUGGUGAAAUAGUUGAAGACGACACUUACUUGGUUGGUAGUGGCAUAGAUCAGUAGGCUGUCAUUAGAGUCUCUCUUUGACCUUGAAGAUGCAUAAGGUUCUUGGUUACUGUCAAUUACUGAGAAUCCUGUUAUGUCAUUUUCACAUACAAGUCAGACAAACUAGCUUUCCUAUAGCAUAUACAGCCCUUGAUUAUAAAAGGGUGGAACCACAUUCUCUUGCAAUUGUAUAGCAAGCUGUAAAAUUUGUUGUAAGACCGUAUGUGGAAGAGGGAAAAGAAAAAAAAUAUAUAAGGUCAUUGAAAAUGCAUUUACCAAUAAUGAUCAAUUCAGAUUAGGUCCAGUUUUAGAAACCUUCUAUCUCCAGACUUAUUCCUUUUGGUUUUAGUUUCAAUUUCAUUAGGCGGUACUUGGUACUUUUUAAAAUUCUGUGGCUGGUAUUGGAUUUCUUGUUGGUGUCGUAGAUUUGGGUGUUGUUUAUGAUUGUAAUCUUUUCAAUAGAGAUGAAUAUAAUCUUCGAGGUUAGGUAUAUAACUCACAAGAAA
Prunus dulcis (almond) is the source of this 1823-nucleotide messenger RNA. RefSeq names its product patatin-like phospholipase domain-containing protein 2. The record is from RefSeq and is a predicted model, not a curated record. The coding region runs from base 73 to 1335 and encodes 420 amino acids. Lineage: Eukaryota; Viridiplantae; Streptophyta; Magnoliopsida; Rosales; Rosaceae. Gene Ontology annotation, cellular component: cytoplasm; membrane; lipid droplet. Gene Ontology annotation, molecular function: triacylglycerol lipase activity. The transcript is spliced from 7 exons. Gene Ontology annotation, biological process: lipid homeostasis; triglyceride catabolic process.